Messenger RNA from Olea europaea var. sylvestris, 5619 nucleotides. RefSeq names its product ABC transporter C family member 2-like. The coding region runs from base 466 to 5319 and encodes 1617 amino acids. The transcript has 28 exons. Gene Ontology annotation, biological process: transmembrane transport. The record is from RefSeq and is a predicted model, not a curated record. Gene Ontology annotation, molecular function: ATP hydrolysis activity; ABC-type transporter activity; ATP binding. Lineage: Eukaryota; Viridiplantae; Streptophyta; Magnoliopsida; Lamiales; Oleaceae. Gene Ontology annotation, cellular component: membrane.
UCUUCUUUUGUUUUGUUUUUUUUUUUUUUCCCGAUGAAAAAUGGAGUCAAGAAAAGACAUGGCUGUGUUAAUUUUUUGAUGUUAUUUAUUUUCGCCCUUAUCUCUUUUAUGAAGUCAUGAAGUUCAAGACAUGGGAUGAGAUGAGGUUUAACAGAUCUUUUCUGAGAUGAGUUUUUGCUGAAAAUUAAGAAUUGAAGGGAAGAUGAAGAUUCUAUUAGAGCUAGUUUGUUAUGCUUAGAAAUAAAUCAAACUUACUUUUAAAUUACUUAUUUUGUCAAAUAUGAUUUUCAGAGUUGCUUCUUUUACUGAUAAAUCUUAAAUUUUGAUCAUCUAUAAUGGAUGUUAUGUGGUUUCAUGGAAGAAAGUAAAAGCCCUCAUGAAAGUAUUUGGUGGGACACAGAGUAGAGAACCGGAGAAUUAUGUGUUUAUAAAGAGUUAAAAUACCAGAGUUUAGAGUGAUUUAAAAUGGCUUUCAAGCCGCUUGAAUGGUAUUGCAAGCCUGUGAAGAAUGGGGUAUGGUCAAAAGCAGUGGAAAAUGCCUUUGGAGCUUACACUCCUUGUGGAAUUGACACAAUAGUAAUCUGCAUUUCAAAUCUGGUUCUUCUGAGCUUGGUCUUAUACAGGCUAUGGAGGAUAAGGAAAGAUUUUUCGGUCCAAAGAUUCCGUUUAAGGUCAAAUUAUUACAAUUAUUUUCUGGGACUGUUGGCUGCUUAUUGCACUGGAGAACCUUUGUUCAGAUUGGUCAAGGGAAUUUCAGUGUUUGACGUUGACGGGGAGUCUGGACUCGCUCCUUACGAGAUAAUUUCUCUGAUCAUAGAAGUUCUAGCAUGGUGCUCUAUGCUGGUGUUGAUUUGUGUAGAAACAAAGGUCUACAUUCGCGAGGUCCGAUGGGCUGUCAGAUUUGGGGUUAUUUAUAAACUGGUUGGGGAUGCUGUGAUGCUGAAUCUUGCACUCUCUGUGAGGGAGUUUUAUCAUCAGUCCGUACUGUAUUUGUAUAUCAGUGAGGUGGCUGUCCAGGUUUUAUUUGGAGUACUCUUGCUUGUGUAUAUACCUGAAUUAGACCCAUACCCGGGCUAUUCCCUCGUACGAGAUGAAUAUGCAGAAAACGAUGCAUAUGAAGAACUUCCUGGAGGGGAGCAGAUAUGUCCCGAGAGACAUGUCAACCUAUUUUCUAAAAUCAUGUUCAGUUGGAUGUCUCAACUCAUGCAGUUGGGCUAUAAAAGGCCUCUUACAGAAAAGGAUGUUUGGCAACUUGAUAAUUGGGAUAGAACAGAAACACUCAAUGACACGUUCCAGAGAUCUUGGGCUGAGGAGAUUCGGAGGCCUAAACCAUGGCUCUUAAGAGCUUUAAAUCGUAGCCUUGGGGGAAGAUUUUGGUGGGGAGGCUUCUGGAAGAUAUUCAAUGAUCUUUCACAGUUUGUUGGGCCACUCAUUUUGAACAGACUUCUACAGUCUAUGCAACGAGGAGAUCCAGCUUGGAUUGGCUACAUCUAUGCCUUCGCAAUUUUUGUUGGAGUGGUAUUAGGUGUGCUGUGUGAAGCUCAGUAUUUUCAGAAUGUCAUGCGUGUUGGCUAUCGUCUGAGGGCAACCCUGAUUGCUGCAGUUUUCCGCAAGUCUUUAAGGCUCACCCAUGAGAGUCGCAAAAAGUUUGCAUCAGGGAAAAUCACAAACCUAAUGACAACUGAUGCUGAGGCUCUCCAGCAAGUUUGCCAAUCACUACAUACUUUGUGGUCAGCUCCUUUUCGCAUUGUUAUUUCCCUGGUUCUUCUCUACAUGCAGCUUGGCAUUGCUUCACUUCUUGGUGCACUAUUGCUUGUUCUUAUGUUCCCUAUACAAACAUUCAUAAUAAGCAAAAUGCAAAAAUUGACAAAAGAAGGAUUGCAACGUACAGACAAGAGAAUUGGACUUAUGAAUGAAAUUUUGGCUGCCAUGGACAUUGUGAAAUGUUAUGCAUGGGAGAAUAGUUUCCGAACAAAGGUUCAAGUUGUUCGAGAUGAUGAGUUGUCAUGGUAUCGGAAAGCCCAACUGCUAGGAGCGACGAAUAGUUUUGUACUGAACAGUAUUCCGGUUCUGGUAAUUGUAAUUUCAUUUGGGACAUUCACUUUACUUGGAGGGGAUCUGACGGCUGCAAGGGCAUUUACAUCUCUUUCGCUGUUCGCGGUGCUGCGGUUUCCAUUGUUCAUGCUCCCCAAUAUAAUUACGCAGGUUGUGAACGCGAAUGUUUCCUUAAAACGUCUGGAGGAACUUCUUUUAUCUGAAGAACGAGUUCUUCUUCCUAACCCACCUAUUGAGCCAGGAUUACCAGCUAUCUCAAUCAAGAAUGGAUACUUUUCUUGGGAAUCUAAGCAGGAGGAGAAGCCAACAUUGUCAAAUGUCAAUUUGGAUAUACCAAUUGGUAGCUUAGUAGCAAUAGUUGGCGGUACUGGGGAGGGAAAGACCUCACUUAUAUCAGCAAUGCUUGGAGAACUUCCUCUGGUUGCAGAUGCAACUGUCGUUAUCAGAGGGAAGGUUGCUUAUGUACCACAAAUUUCAUGGAUUUUCAAUGCAACGGUCCGGGACAACAUACUGUUUGGUUCUCCUUUCGAACCUGAAAAAUACGAGAAGGCAAUAGAUGUAACAUCUUUGCAGCACGACCUUGAACUACUGCCUGGUGGUGAUCUUACUGAAAUCGGUGAACGUGGGGUCAAUAUUAGUGGAGGGCAAAAGCAGAGAGUUUCUAUGGCUAGAGCAGUAUAUUCUAAUUCAGAUGUUUAUGUAUUCGAUGAUCCUUUAAGUGCUCUAGACGCUCAUGUGGGUCGUCAGGUUUUUGAAAAGUGCAUCCGAGGAGAAUUAAGAGGAAAAACAAGAGUUCUAGUUACAAACCAGCUGCAUUUUCUAUCUCAAGUAGAUAGAAUUAUUCUGGUGCAUGAUGGCAUGGUCAAAGAGGAAGGCACCUUUGAAGAGCUCUCAAACAAUGGCAUUCAUUUUCAGAAACUGAUGGAAAAUGCUGGCAAGAUGGAAGAAUACGUCGAAGAAAAGGAAGAUGUUGGCACAACAGAUAAAACUUCUGAACCUAUGGCUAAUGGUGUGGGCAAUGAUGCUAAUCAAACAAAUAAAAAGAAAGAAGGCAAAUCCAUUCUUAUCAAGCAGGAAGAACGGGAAACUGGUGUUGUCAGUUGGAAUGUUUUGAUGAGAUACAAGAAUGCAUUGGGAGGUACAUGGGUAGUUAUGAUAUUAUUCACGUGCUAUGUCCUAACUGAAGCUCUACGAGUUUCAAGUAGCACAUGGCUAAGUUACUGGACAGAGCAAAGCCAUUCAGAUACACAUGGGCCUAUCUUCUACAAUUUGAUCUAUUCAAUUCUGUCAUUUUGUCAAGUUUUGGUGACAUUCGUGAACUCGUUUUGGUUGAUCACGUCAAGCCUUUAUGCUGCCCGAAGUUUGCACAACGCGAUGCUCAAUUCUAUCUUAAGAGCUCCAAUGGUUUUCUUUCACACAAAUCCACUCGGACGGAUAAUCAACAGGUUUGCUAAGGAUCUAAGUGACAUUGAUAGGAAUGUUGCUCCUUUUGCGAACAUGUUUCUGAACCAAGUGGCACAGCUUAUUUCAACAUUUGUCCUAAUUGGGAUAGUGAGCACCAUGUCAUUAUGGGCCAUACUGCCUCUUAUAGUCUUGUUCUACAUAGCCUAUCUAUAUUAUCAGAGCACGGCCCGUGAAGUAAAGCGCCUGGAUUCCAUUACUAGAUCUCCUGUGUAUGCACAAUUUGGGGAAGCAUUGAAUGGCUUGUCAACUAUUCGUGCAUACAAAGCAUAUGAUCGAAUGGCAAACAUUAAUGGAAAAUCCAUGGACAACAAUGUUAGAUUUACUCUUGUAAACAUGAGUGGAAACCGCUGGCUUGCUAUUCGUCUGGAGACAGUGGGAGGCCUUAUGAUUUGGCUUACUGCAACAUUUGCUGUCAUGCAGAACGGAAGGGCAGAAAACCAAGAGGCAUUUGCCUCUACAAUGGGUUUACUUCUUUCUUAUGCAUUGAAUAUUACCAGCCUAUUGACUGCUGUACUAAGACUUGCGAGCAUAGCAGAAAAUAGUCUAAAUGCCGUGGAGCGCGUUGGUACAUAUAUAGAAUUGCCUUCAGAAGCUCCAGCCGUUAUAGAGGACAGUCGUCCUCCUCCUGGGUGGCCUUCAGCAGGGUCUAUUCAAUUUGAUGACGUUGUCUUGCGCUAUAGACCUGAACUGCCGCCCGUGCUGCAUGGCAUAUCCUUCACAAUUUCUCCUAGCGACAAGGUAGGAAUAGUUGGUAGGACUGGAGCAGGGAAAUCUAGCAUGCUGAAUGCUUUAUUCCGAAUUGUUGAACUGGAAAAGGGAAGAAUCUUAAUUGAUGAUUGUGACAUUGGAAAGUUUGGAUUAACUGAUGUUCGAAAGGUUCUUGGCAUCAUUCCACAAUCACCAGUUCUCUUCUCAGGCACGGUGAGGUUUAAUCUUGAUCCUUUCAAUGAACACAAUGAUGCUGACCUGUGGGAGGCUUUAGAGAGGGCACAUCUAAAGGAUGCCAUCAGGAGGAAUUCUUUGGGUUUGGAUGCACAGGUCUCAGAAGCUGGGGAGAACUUCAGUGUUGGACAGAGACAGUUGUUAAGUCUUGCUCGAGCAUUGCUUCGCAGAUCAAAAAUUCUUGUCCUCGAUGAAGCGACUGCUGCUGUUGAUGUUAGAACCGAUGCUCUUAUUCAGAAGACUAUAAGAGAAGAGUUCAAAUCGUGCACAAUGCUCAUUAUUGCUCACCGUUUAAAUACGAUUAUCGACUGCGACAGGAUUCUUCUGCUUGAUGCUGGUCAGGUCGUGGAAUAUGAUACUCCUGAAAUGCUGCUGCAAAAUGUAGAAAGUGCAUUCUCUAAGAUGGUUCAGAGCACGGGGGCUGCAAAUGCUGAGUACUUACGCAGCUUAGUACUUAGAGGGGAAGGUGAUAGCAAAUUAGAAAGAGGAAAACAAGUGGAUGGGCAAAGAAAAUGGCUCGCCUCGUCCAGAUGGGCUGCUGCUGCACAAUUUGCACUUGCUGUUAGCCUCACUUCAUCACAGAAUGACCUGUUGCAGUUGGAAAUUAAAGAUGGGGAUAGUAUCCUUAGGAAAACAAAGGAUGCUGUAAUAACACUUCAGGGGGUUUUGGAGGGGAAGCAUGACAAAGUGAUUGAAGAAAAUCUUGAUCAGUACCAGGUCCCCCGGGAUAGAUGGUGGUCAGCUCUAUACAGAAUGAUUGAAGGUCUUGCGGUCAUGAGUAGGCUGGCACGGAACAGGCUUCAUCAUGAGGACAACUUUGCAGAUCGAUCAAUUAAUUGGGAUGACGUCGAAAUGUAGGGGUAACUACGACACAUUUUGACUUAAUGGACUUGCAGUCUAACAGGGAGUUGUAACUUAAAUAAAGGCACCACCCUGAUUUAGAAGACAGUUAAUGCUGUCUAUUUUGCGGGCCACCAAACUUGGCGAGCCUGCUUCUGUUAAAUUGGGCACAGGAUUUUGAACUCCAUGACCAUUUCUGUGUGUAGGCUGGAUAGCUAUCUAAAAAGUUUUGACACAUUAAAUAGCUCGAAAGCAUGCUUGGACGUAUACUUUUUAACUAACUAUUUAUUUUUAAACACAUUAGAUAAUUAAUUUUUA